GUCCUAUUUGAAAAUAGUCCCAAACAUGAAGAAUAUCAUUUUCUCUCUCAUCUUCCUCUUCUUCGCCGGAAUUUCCGCCGGAGAAGAAACCGACCAUAUUUUCGGCAGACCCAUUGAUCGAAAACUACUAGGACUAAAAAAGGAAAAACUCAGCCACUUCAAAUUCUAUUGGCACGAUGUAAUCAGUGGUCCAAAACCCACAUCAAUAAUGGUGGUGCCGCCGGUUUCAAACACAUCGUUCAAUUUCUUCGGUUCAGUUACAAUGAUCGACAACCCAUUAACGUUAGGACCGAAUUUAACCUCGAAAUUGGUCGGACGGGCACAAGGGUUUUACGCAUCGGCUGCCCAACAAGAUUUAGGGUUUUUGAUGUUGAUGAAUUUGGUAUUUGUUGAGGGGAAAUAUAAUGGAAGUACUUUGACUGUAUUGGGAAGGAAUCCGGCGAUGUCGGCCGUGAGAGAGAUGCCGGUGACCGGAGGAAGUGGGCUUUUCCGAUUUGCUCGAGGUUAUGCUCAGGCGAAGACACAUUGGUUGGAUAUUAAAACUGGAGAUGCUACUGUUGAGUAUAAUGUUUAUGUUUUUCAUUAUUGAUCAUCAUUAUAUAUGAUGAUUAUUAUUAUAUUUAUGUUGCUUUGUUUAAUUUAAAGUAUGUGACACUUUUGUAUGUGGUCCAAUUUAUUAUGAUAAAUUAUAUGUGGCUCUUAUGAGAAAUGUUUGUGUAGUGCACACUAUUUUAAAUUGCAAUUGGUGAUUUUUAUUAUA
Impatiens glandulifera is the source of this 760-nucleotide messenger RNA. RefSeq names its product dirigent protein 20-like. NCBI's taxonomy places the organism in Eukaryota, Viridiplantae, Streptophyta, Magnoliopsida, Ericales, Balsaminaceae. Bases 26 to 589 code for a protein of 187 amino acids. The record is from RefSeq and is a predicted model, not a curated record. The transcript has a single exon.